UUUAUUUCUCUUUCUAGUGCCAGAUUGGCCUCUCUCUUUGGUCUGGAUCAAACAGUCUCAAGCCAUGGAAAUGAAUUCUUCCAGUACACAGCACCAAAGCAGCCUAAGAAGAGCCAAACAGCAGCAGGCCAAGCAGCCCAGAAGGCUCCUGUGGCCCCAGCAGCUUCAGGAGCUCCAUCUGUGUUUGUGGCCACUGCGGUUCAUGCUUAUCGAUAUACAAAUGGGCAGUACUUGAAGCAAGGCAAGUAUGGAGCAGCUGUAGUGGGGAACCACGCCACUAAAGAGUACAGGCUCCUCCUUUACAUCAGUCAGCAGCAGCAGAUCACAACUGCAAGGAUUCAUCCAGGCUUUGUACUCACGGUCCAACCCAACAAUUACAGUACGUUCUAUGAUGAUCAGAGACAAAACUGGUCCAUCAUGUUUGAGUCAGAAAAGGCCGCAAUGGAUUUCAGCAAGCAGGUGUGCAUUGCCAAGUGCAACAGUUCCCCUGUCCUGGAUUCAGUCCUCUCCCAGGAUCUCCUUCUUGGAGAGGGGCAGGGAGCAGAAGGAGGAGACUCUCUGGAGGUUGCCUAUACGGGUUGGCUGUUCCAGAACAAUGGGCUUGGACAGGUGUUUGACUCAAAUGUUAACAAAGACAAGCUGCUGCGCCUAAAGCUGGGAUCUGGAAAGGUCAUCAAGGGCUGGGAAGAAGGAAUGAUGGGGAUGAAGAAAGGAGGCCGAAGGUAUCUCAUCAUUCCUCCAGCAUGGGCAUAUGGAGCUCAGGGAGUGGCUGGCCGGGUCCCUCCAGACUCCACUUUAGUUUUUGAAGUGGAAGUGAGGCGG
This is a messenger RNA of Nestor notabilis (Kea), 822 nucleotides long. RefSeq names its product FK506-binding protein 15-like. The transcript is spliced from 8 exons. The record is from RefSeq and is a predicted model, not a curated record. The annotation marks the transcript as partial. Gene Ontology annotation, molecular function: peptidyl-prolyl cis-trans isomerase activity. Gene Ontology annotation, cellular component: growth cone. NCBI's taxonomy places the organism in Eukaryota, Metazoa, Chordata, Aves, Psittaciformes, Psittacidae.